This is a messenger RNA of Anopheles aquasalis, 1224 nucleotides long. RefSeq names its product odorant receptor 4-like. Gene Ontology annotation, molecular function: odorant binding; olfactory receptor activity. Gene Ontology annotation, biological process: detection of chemical stimulus involved in sensory perception of smell; sensory perception of smell. Gene Ontology annotation, cellular component: plasma membrane. The record is from RefSeq and is a predicted model, not a curated record. NCBI's taxonomy places the organism in Eukaryota, Metazoa, Arthropoda, Insecta, Diptera, Culicidae.
AUGGCUAACGCUCGGAAGGAGCUCACCUUUGCCGGAACGUUGCGUAACUUGAACGUCAUGUGGCGCAUGAUGGGCAUUCCGACGUGCGAGGAGUUUUAUCGAACGGGCCUGUUGGCAAUCUUGAAACAGAACGGCGUGUUUCUUAUUUGGUUCGUUAUACUCGUCUAUACCACCAUCGGUGAGAUUAUCUACCUGUGGCAACUGUUCCAGCAGGAAUCGUCCUUCCUGGAGGUGACAUUUCAGGCACCGUGCGUUGGCUACUGUAGUAUCUGUCUGUGGAAGAUGGUCGUCCUGGCGGUACGGCGCAAUACGAUCGCCGGGCAUGUCGAGCUGUUUCGUAUUAAAUGGAACAAAGCGAUUGUAACGGAUGAGCAUCGAAGGUUGUGUGAGGAGACGAUGAUUCCCGCAAUAAGAAUUGUUACCGUGGCGGCAAUCGUGAACAUUGUGAUGGGGAACUCCUUUUCGUUGCUACCGUUGGCGGAGAUGACGUAUCAUUACUAUCACACGGGCGAACCGCAACGGUUGCUUCCGUUCAACAUUUGGUGGCCGUUCGAUCCGUACGCUGGUGCCAAGUACUUUUACUUUGUCUAUCCGAUGUACUUUAUUAUUACUUUCUCGGCAGUUCUUAUCCAGAUGGCCUUUGAUUGUUUGUUCUGCAUCCUGGCCGCCCAUCUGUGUCUUCACUUUCGCAUCCUGAAGCACAACAUUUCUCAGGUGGUGAUGGUGCAAGGUAAGCCGACGAAGCCAAAAUCAUUAUCCAAUCGCCAGCGACUGCAUGAUGCCAUCGAAACGCACCAGGAUCUAAUGGGCUGUAGCGACUUUAUGCAGAAUGUGUUCAGCGUGGCGCUGUUUGUCAACUUCUUCGGCAGCUCCAUCAUCAUUUGCAUCCAGGCGUUCAUGAUAACGACGGCCAAGGGGUAUACGCUGGCAAAGUUCCUUCUUUUUAUGCUGUCCUUUCUGAUGGAGCUACUGAUGCUGUGCGCUUACGGAGAGGCCAUUGUGCAAUCGAGUGGUGACGUGGCUGAUGCAACGUACCAUUGCUUGUGGUACGGACAGGACAGACCGUUUCGCACCUCGAUUCUGCAAAUCAUUCACCGUAGCCAGCGACCGAUGAUACUGGUGGCCUGGAAGUUUUGGCCAAUCCGCAUCCAAACGUUUAGCAGCAUACUGCAAGCAUCCUGGUCCUACUUUACACUCCUGCAAACCGUUUACGCCGAAGAGUGA